Molecule: messenger RNA, 1473 nt
Organism: Perkinsus marinus ATCC 50983
Lineage: Eukaryota; Perkinsozoa; Perkinsida; Perkinsidae
Product: Pc-fam-4 protein, putative
Exons: 8
Coding region: 1-1473 (490 amino acids)
Source: RefSeq, a predicted model, not a curated record
AUGUUUUCCUCUUAUCUGCUCUUCAUCUUGCCAAUCGCACUAGGCUGGGCUCCCUAUGCGGGGAAUCGCGUGGAUGGAAAACUCUCGACGGCUGCGUGGGGAUCUCUAGGGGCGGCUUCGCCGGAAAAUCCUGAGAUUCUCCAGCCUUCUGAUGUUGAGGAUGCCAGCACGGAAACUCCAACGACAGAGGAGGUCACGGAGGAGCUCGGGGGGAAGCAGCCUGAUUCGGAGAGUGAGGGAAAGGAGAGUGAGGGAAAAGAGGGUGAGGGGAAGGGGAAUUUGGAGGAAAGUACAGUGGAUGGUGGUGGAGGAGAGAAUUCGGACGAGACUGAGGGAGAGGAGAGUAAGGGAAAGGAAAGUGAGGGGGAGGAGAGUGCGGAGGGAAGAGAGAGUGUGGAGGAAAUUGAGGGGAAGGAGAGUGAGAGUGAGGGGAAGGAGAGUGAUGGAGAGGAGAAUCUGGAUGAGACUGAGGAAAAGGCGACUGAGGAAAGAGAGAGUGUGGAGGAGAGUGAGGGAAAGGAGAGUGAGGGGGAAAAUGUGGAGAGGGGGAAUGAAGGGGAGAAGAAGGACAUUGAGGUGGAGGAGAGUGCAAAGAAGAGUGAGGGGCACAGAGACGAGGAUGCGCAACAUGAGGAUGAGGAUAACGAGAGUGAUGAGCAGGCGUUUAUAAGCAGGCAUAUUCCCGCAGACCACCCUCCCCUGGAGGAGGAGGAGGUGUUAUCUACUCCGACAGUAGCCCAGCGCUACAGCAACAGUCCGGGCAACCUCCAUGUCGAGCGAAGUCUCCCUAUAUACGACGGAGAAACUCUACCGCGACUACCGAGUAGCACUCAGGGGGCAGAUUUCGAGAGCUCUGCUCGGGCGGGUGGUACGUGGCGGUCACAGAAUGCUGAUGAGGAGGAGGAGGAAGAUAUCAAAUGGCUACCUAGUCCGCCAGAAAUCCCGGGGUUUUCAGAGGAAACAACUGAAGAGCCUCCGAUGACCAGCGCUCCGGUGGCUAGCAAUCGCACUCUGCGAGGGAUAAGGCCUAGGGAGAUGGCGCCCAAUUCGCAGAGCACGGCUUUCAACUUCCGGUGGUCAUCUGGAGGCACAUCACAUGGUGUGCUUCCACCAGUGCUCCUAGGGCAGAUCGGCGAAGCCCCGAAACUUAUCUUUACGGACCCGACGAUAGUAGAACGGCAGGAGUCGAUUGAGGUGAAGAUUUUGGCGGAUACUAUGCAUGUGGAGCUCCAUCAUCACGUUGGGGCUUCCAUCGUCGGUAGCGACAUCGCAGGGCGAAGUGUUGUUAUUUACUUCCCGACGGACUCUGCAGCACAGGAGGGCUUUCAACUGUUCACCUCUCGCAUAAGAAAUGUAGGGCGAGCGCUAACUGAAAAUGAGAACUUCCUUGCUGUUGUCAGACGGAGGUUUAUCUACAAUGAUGAUUUCCAGGAGAGAUCUGUUGUCUUGUACGGUCAGGCUAAGCUGAGGUAG